CAUGUUCCCUCCAUCCCCAGCCCUAACUCCUCCUUCCCUCCCAUCCCAAGCUCGCUCGCUCUCUCUCUUGUUUCUCUCUCUCUCUCUUCUGUGCGCAUGCAAGCUCCGUCGAGAGGGGAAAUCAGCGGCGGCCAUCGUGGAAAAAUGGGCAAGUACAUGAAGAAAUCGAAGGCAGUCACGCGCGACGUCUCGCCCCUGGAGGCCUCUCCACACUCCUCGGCCACCGGCGUCCGAACCAGGGCCAAAACCCUAGCCUUGCAGCGCCUCCGGAGACCCUCCCAUCCGCCGCCCGCCGUCGCGCCGAGCCUGGACGCCUCCUCUUGUCCCUUCUCGUACCUACAGCUCCGGAGCCGGAGGCUCCGGAAACCGUGUCUCGCGCGGGCGCCCUCGGGAGCGAGGAAAGGCGUGGAACCGGUGGGGAGGAGACGGGCGGGGAGCGGUUCGUGGGGGAGCUGCGACGCUUCGUGCUCGGCGAGGACGGCGUCGCUGAGCGGUGGGGUGGAGGGAGAAAGAGGGCGCAUCGGUCGGAGUGACAGGGGAAAUGGGGAGGAGUGUGGCCGCGACGCGGGUGUCGACGCGUCUUUUGGAGAGAACGAUUUGGAGAUUGGAGACAGAGACAGGAGCACAAGGGAAAGCACGCCGUGCAGCUUGAUGAGGGACUUGAACGCAAACACGCCACCCGGUUCAACCACAAGACAGCAGAGCUUGAGCACUGCUCACAGAACUCAAAUGAGCAUACUUAGAAGCAUCCCGGCCUCAGAUGAGAUGGAGGAAUUCUUUGCCUGUGCCGAGCGACGACAACAAAGAUCAUUCCUUGAGAAAUACAACUUUGAUAUAGUCAGGGAUCUUCCCCUCCCGGGUCGUUUUGAAUGGGCGCAAGUAAUUCCAUGAGGUUAUAUUGAAGCAGGAUGGUUAUUAGAGCCUAAUAUGUAACAUGACAGAGGAGGAGCACACUAACCGGAUAAUGGAUCAAAAUCCCUUUGACGAUGUCUGAAGAGCCGUGAUCCAUGAGUAGAUUAGGGAUUUACCUUUUUAGAUGCUAACACCAUUGUAAUCUGUUGAGAAAGGAUAAUACACCCACUGGUACAUAACUUGUUUCUUCAGUAUAUGCUCUUUUCUCCUGUUGUCUAUAUAUUAAAAGUGCUAUGCUUUGUCGAUGUACGAA
This is a messenger RNA of Rhodamnia argentea, 1165 nucleotides long. RefSeq names its product cyclin-dependent kinase inhibitor 3-like. Gene Ontology annotation, biological process: negative regulation of cyclin-dependent protein serine/threonine kinase activity. The transcript is spliced from 4 exons. Gene Ontology annotation, cellular component: nucleus. NCBI's taxonomy places the organism in Eukaryota, Viridiplantae, Streptophyta, Magnoliopsida, Myrtales, Myrtaceae. The coding region runs from base 97 to 891 and encodes 264 amino acids. The record is from RefSeq and is a predicted model, not a curated record. Gene Ontology annotation, molecular function: cyclin-dependent protein serine/threonine kinase inhibitor activity.